Messenger RNA from Chara braunii, 2468 nucleotides. NCBI's taxonomy places the organism in Eukaryota, Viridiplantae, Streptophyta, Charophyceae, Charales, Characeae. The record is from the annotation of a GenBank genome assembly.
GCACUCCAUUCAGCUCGUGCCUGAAUAUCGUGUUCACCACCAGGCACCCUUCAGACUCUCGAUCCCCGAGGCCACCGAACUCAAGCGUCAGCUUGAGGAGCUCCUGAGACUGGGUUUCAUUAAACCCAGCAACUCCCCGUGGGGUGCACCCGUCCUCUUUGCUCGCAAAGCGGAUGGAACUCUUCCGUCUCUGUAUCGACUACCGCGGCCUUAACCGCUACACGGUUAAGAACAGCUACCCCAUGCCUCGUUCCGAUGAGCUGUUCGACCGCCUAGCAGGCAACCGCUUCUUUACGAAGAUUGAUCUUCGUAGCGGUUACCAUCAGAUCCGCGUCGCUGCAACCAACCAGCCGAAGACCGUGUUCCGCUCGCGAUUCGGCCACUACGAGUUCACGGUGAUGCCAUUCGGCCUCACCAACGCACCCGCUACCUUCCAGAGGGCGAUGAACGACAUCUUCAGGUACAUCCUGGAGCAGUACAUUCUCGUCUACCUCGACGAUAUCCUGGUCUAUAGUCGUACCCUUGAGGAGCACCUCAGACACCUCCGCGACGUCCUUGACCGCUUGCGCAGACAUGGCUACUACGCCAAGCUUAGAAAGUGCCGCUUUGCCCAGCACAAAGUGGAUUUCUUAGAACACUACGUGUCUGACCAGGGUCUCCACAUGGACGACGCGAAGAUCACUGCUAUUGCGGAGUGGCCCGCUCCCACAUCCGCCAAGCAGCUUCGCAGCUUCCUAGGCCUGACCAGCUACUAUAGUGAUUGUCUGAUAGCCUUCUACUCCCGUCAACUCCUGCCCGCCGAGAUAAACUACACUGCUGAUGAACGUGAGGUUCUCACAAUAGUUUAUGCCGCUCGGCAUUGGCGUCACUACCUGCACGGGGCACCAUUCACGGUGCGCACGGACAACUCUGUUGUCCAGGCUUUUCUGACAAAGCCGAAGCUCACUCCUCGACAGGCUCGCUGGUGGCGCGACCUAUCCGAGUUUAGUUUCACCACUGAGCACAUCAAGGGUGAGACUAAUGUCGCAGAUGCCCUAUCCCGGCGCCCUGACCACGACCAGGAGCACAUCCAGCUCUCUUCCAUCUCGGUCACCACUGUCCACCACUCGGUGAUCGACGAGUUUCGCACUCAGUACCGCCACUGCCCCGACUACCGCGACAUCCACGCGACCCUUCGGAGUGGCAAGGCCGUCCCGAACUACUUUCUCGGGGACAACGGUCUUGUGUACUGGCACGAUUCACAGGGCACCAGAGAGCCCUGUAUUUGCGUUCCCUCCACUGGACAACUACGUGUCCGAGCAGUAGCAGAGUUCCAUAACCAGGCAGCUGCAGGUCGUAUGGGCUUCCACAAGACGUUGGCUCGUGUGAGCCGCCUGUAUGUCUGGCCGAAGCGCAAGGACUUUGUGAAGGACUACGUCGCAGAGUGUCCCACCUGUCAGGAGGUGAACAGUGCGAACCACCUACCUUAUGGYUUGCUCCAGCCUCUUCCUAUCCCUGAGGGUCGUUGGCAGUCCAUCUCGAUGGACUUUAUCGGUCCUCUUCGACCUCCGACCCCCCGCGGUCAUGAUGCUAUCCUGGUCGUCGUCGACCGCUUCACGAAGCGUGCACGUUUUGUUCCGUGCCGCUAUGCCAGCAAUGCACGUGAGGUCGCCGACAUCGUAUUUGACCGAUUCGUGCGUGACCACGGCUUACCUCUGAGCAUCAUAUCUGACCGUGACCCGCGCUUUACCAACCGAUUCUGGCGACGGCUCCACGAGGUGUACGGCACUMAGCUCCGCUUCUCCUCGUCUUACCAUCCUCAGACUGAUGGUCAGACCGAGAUCACGAACAGUACUCUCGGGGAUAUUCUCCGAAAGAUUGUUCGUGACGACCAGCAGUGGGAUCUCCAUCUUGCCCACGCGGAGAUAGCCUACAACCACGCCGUCUCGCCAGCCACGGGGAUGUCGCCUUACUAUUGCGACCUCGGCUAUCACCCGCGUGUUCCCGCGGACUUCCUUCGACCGUCCCAGAUGCACCCCGACACGAGUUGUCCCGCGCUGGAUGAUUGGGUUGCACACAUGACGUCGAUUAUGAAGACCGCACAUGAGCACAUAGCCGCUCCCCAGACUCGCAUGGCAGCACGUGCGAACCGAUCGAGGAUGGAUCACCCAUUCAAGGUCGGUGAUGAUGUGCUUAUCGACGCCCGCCACUUACAACUCGAAGCGGACACGCUUCGCAAGUUUCGGCGUCGCUUCUUUGGCCCAUGCCGCAUCCUCCAUGCCGUCGGUUCUGAUACGGCAUCUAGCCCGGCCUUCAUGAUCCGUGUUGGGAAGGAUCAAGAGAUACGCUCCUUCGGAUGCAUUGCACCAAGGACUCAGAGAAGCUGAUGGUCAUCACAAUGACUCCUACACGGGGCUCUCACCAAAGCCACCCAGGAAGUUUCUUCGCCAUCCACCCUGUGACCCUUCCGAUAAAGGCCAAUACCAUGA